Messenger RNA from Coniosporium apollinis CBS 100218, 5547 nucleotides. RefSeq lists its product as uncharacterized. Bases 1 to 5547 code for a protein of 1848 amino acids. Gene Ontology annotation, cellular component: nuclear pore inner ring. Lineage: Eukaryota; Fungi; Ascomycota; Dothideomycetes. The transcript has 3 exons. The record is from RefSeq and is a predicted model, not a curated record. Gene Ontology annotation, biological process: RNA export from nucleus; protein import into nucleus. Gene Ontology annotation, molecular function: structural constituent of nuclear pore.
AUGGCUCCGGCUGGAGACUCCGCCUACUUUCCUCCUCUGGAUAAAUGCUUGACCGGAGACCAGAAGCUCUUGACAUGGAGCCAAGUCUAUGUCGCCCUCUGCGAUGUCGAGGCCGCGCUCCAGAGCUCCGUUCUGCCACACUUCCUGUCCGAUGAGACGAGCACCGCGAUCCUGGGCCGGCCUCUAGAGCCAUUCCCGACCGCUACUCCUCAGUCAAAGACAGAUUUCGAGGCCAGGACAGCGGCGAUUCAUGUCACGCCUUCGAGCAACGGCCACUACAACAUCGAUGAGAUCAAGGAAGAUGCGCUCUGGCUUUCGAAGGAGACAAACACGGAUGAGGUCUCUGCGCUCAGGAUCGUUAUCGUCGAAUGGCAAACGCGGCCGGCGACUCAAUUGCUCAGCGGUCUUACGGAAGAGGAGACGCUUAGCGUUCGAGAUGCGGCGGGCGGCGCUAGCUUCGGUGCUUCGAUGUCAUUCUUGAACUCCUCUGUCCUCGUUGCACCGGUUGGCGCGUCCAGAUCAGACUUGGCGAGCCUCUCUUCUCCGGAACAGCGACGCGCGCGGCUGCUGGAAGUAUAUCUCUCCGAGAGGUCACACAUCCUCAGGGUCAGCGAGAUCUUGGUUCGGCAGAGCAUAGACGCGGACCGUGUCACAAAAUCGGACGCCGACAAAGGAAAAAAAAAGGACCCUGGCACUUGGUUGGAAGAUCUGGGACGCAAAAUCACGACUUCUCAGUCAGCCGGAAAAGACUUCAGCUUUGCGUCCCAGUGUAUCGAGGCUUUUCGGAGCCGCUUAGCUGGGCUGGAGGCUGGCUGCAAGUGGGACGCAGCAGAGGACAAUCCUGAACUGGGAGCGUUAUGGGGUACUGCGCAGGUCGUGGAACCAAUCCAUAUUCUACAGUUACUGUUUGUCCACCUCGAUUGUGCCCCCGGACUACCACCAUCGCGGAUUGUUCUUGCGUGGUUCAAUCUAGCCGCACAGUAUGCCUUUUUCAGGGAGAUGCAAUUUACAAUUGCGAGCCAGCAAGCCAUGGUCCCGCUAUUCCAGAACAUGGUUGCCAUCAUCUCUCUGAGAAUUCUUCAACUUCCCAAGGCUAUAGAGCUUCUGCUGCCCUCUUCUACACCGAGUAACCCCCCGGCUCCACACGUCGACGCUCGCCCUUACCUUUCUGAUCUGGAGUGCAUCGGAGAAGUGAACACAAUCCUCGUUCAAGCUGCAAUUAGCGAACCAAGCCCGGCAGUUCCCGCUGUUUUUGCUUGGGCUAUCAUUCUUAGACUCCUCAGGGACCUGGUAGGCGAGGAUGAGGGUGACUGGACUGGAGAAGAAUCUCCGUCUGCCUUCUCAAGAAGUGCUUCGCGACCACCGAAUCCCCCUCCCCCGGGAGUUUUUCCCGUCAAAGCAGCAUGGGAGAGGAUGGAGUUGGUUAGAGAGCACAUUCCUGAGGGAGUUGAACUCGCCGCUUUCCUCAUGGGCCAGUCCGCCGACGUAUUCCACGUGUAUGAUGUUGUUGCCAAUCUAGCCACAAACAUGGUGCACAGCUUUGCCGCCAGCAUCGAUCUAAGCUUUCAACGCCGGGCACGUGCGACAUUCCUCGAACUUUUGCGAGCAAGUCUUUCGUACGCUUCUUACGCAGGCGAAGUUGUGGCAUCAUCUAUUGCAGUUCUCUCCGAAGACAGGCGGUAUUGGGACUACCUAGAGAAACCACUCUCGGACACUGCAGAUCCUGUCGUUGGAAUUUUUCUUCACGAUGAGGAGAUCUUGAUACCUUCUCUCCUCGCACAAGCACAACAUCGGUUUCCGUACGAGACCAUGCCCUUCUUGACCUACCUACGUAUAAUCGCCACGUAUGGUGAAAUCGACGACGACGGAGUUUUGCGGGUGACACGCAUGCUCGAGAACAAUCCAGAGUUUACACAGAAGAUGCCACGACACUUCGUGGGCUACGAAACCAUCCGAGAAGAGGAGGAUGCAAACUGGGUAAGCUUGACCCAAGAUCUUCCAGUAUUCGUGUCACAGAGGAGCAGAAUAGCCCUUAGCCCCGUGGGCGUCCAUGACGAAGCCGAGGACUUCAUCAUACCUUGUGGAACUCCUGGAUAUGUCAUGAGCAACACCAAGCCGCCCAUCACCUCCUGGUUGUUCGUUCACUCGAGCUUAAGGUAUCUAUCGCGGCUCCUAACGACUGGCAUCGUUGGGGUUGAUCGGGUAGAAACCGCUACCCAGGCUCGGGUCGGACUGGACACGGCUAGCGACAUAGUCGGGUUAUUUGCAACCUUGCUUACUGCCUCAGUCAAAUCCGCCAGAGCCAGCAACGGUGCCUUCGAGCUGACUGCUGCGGCUCAGCAGAUACUUGAGCAAGCCAGCGAUGAUGUGGGGCACAACCAAGAUAUCGUCACCAUAGUAUCCGAUCUGUUCGAGCAGAGCCUGCAACGACAGCGUCAACAGCCCGGGCUUGGUGAGAACCUCGACCUGGUCGUCAGCUGCGUGCAGUUCAUGCAUGCCUUGACUGCUGUUUUACCCAAUAGGGUGUGGCCUUUGCUUGCUCGCAGCGCGCUACUCGGUAUCGAAGGCAGCGGUGGCAGUUUGCUAGCGAUCGUUGCUGGUACGGAGAUAGUCGCUGGACGAUACGACUUCCUUGUCAGUUGCAUACGUCUUUUCGAGAUCCUUGUUGACAACGCUGUCACCAAAACGGUCGUUCGAAAAGGCUCAAGUCAAGCUUUGACACGUUUUGGCUCUGGCACAAACUCGGGCAGCGGCUCCUCCGAGAGAGUCAUGAGCAGGAUCCUUCUGACGUUUGAGAAAACGCUGAUGGGUGUGUUUGAAAGCUCGCCCGACUGGCGGUUCGUUGUUGUGGAAGAGAAGAUGGAAAUCAGCGCCCGGCUUGCUAGUGCUUUCAACCGCUUACUAAAAUAUGCUUAUGGAUGUGAUGACACGCAGCCGGUGUCUCAGAAACUUGUUGGAGUUUUGGCAUCGCCAGCGGAGUAUCUGGUCGAGUCCUUCCUCUCAGGAUCCUCCAAUGACUUGUCGACCCACCCAAUAGUCAGCAUUCUCGCUGCUGGAAUCUCGACACCGAGAACAACCCUUUUCGCAAAGAAAGUACAACUCUGGACAGUGCAGACUCGUGCGAUCCUAUCUCUUUCGACAAACCUACUACGUGUCAGUGUGUUGCUGGCCCGGAGUAGUUCACGUUUAGAGACUCAGUUGUUCAAGGCAUGUCCGCUGCUAGCUCGUCUGUAUGCGACUCAUGAAUCGUACAGAGCGCCAGUCGUGCGGCUGCUCGAGGCGCUAGUGAAGGCUGCUGGACGGACUGACGGAGAGCCAGCGUCGCUCUUAGGCCACCUUGGUCCAGCAACAGCGAAGAGCUUCCUUAGCAUGCUCUCUGACCUCGGAAGACCACUCAACGUCAAGUCAACUGAAACCGAUAUCUGGCAUCUUCUGUCCGCAGUCGUCAGCAACAAGCAGCAGUGGUUUGCCAUCUACCUACUUACUGGAACCACUCCAAGAGAUACUCUGAAGAGAAAGGAAGCCGAGGGGUCACCAGAAGCGCGCGGCACAUCGCUUCUUACAUAUGCGUUAGACCAGCUCAGCAACCUUGAACAGCUUGAGCCGCGACUUGCGACAGGGAUGCUCGAGUUUGUCGCGCUAGGACUGGAUCACUGGCCUUGGACUAUGAACCAUAUCCGCUUGCAUCCUCAGUUCCUCACGAGCCUGAUGGACUUUUUGGGUGAUCUGGAAGAUGAUGGACAUUCGUCAGUCGAGCAGAGCGUCGACAAGGCUCACCAGAACCACAAGGCUUCGCUCAUUGCCAGUAUACUUGCGAUGUACCUGCACAAUGCACGUCAGAUCGGCGACAUCUCCAUUGCCAAGAAGCUUGUGCCGAAGCUGAGCUAUAUGUCCGCCCGUGGUAUCUCUGUUCCCGAAUACAACUCUUCACUGCACGGGAAUCUGAAGAAGAACUUUGAGACUAAAUUCCCUGGCUGUCGUCUUGCUAACUUCAAACACAGCUCACUUGCCAGAAUGGGCUUUGGUAGGAACUACUACUACAACAUCGCAUUUGCUUCAGAGCUUCUUGGCCACGAUCGAGCUUGGUCGAACGGCCGGAGUCAGGGAUUUGAAGAAGAGUUUUUUCGGGCGAAUGUCAACCUUUCCCUCGUCGAAUCUCAAGUGCUCUUGCUCAAAAGCUGGAAAGCGCUUGCAAGUGAGUUGAGCACCAUCGUUUCGGAAGUCCCCGAGCUCUCCAAGAUUUUAGCCAAAGUGGUCGGAGAUUGCCUCAAGGCUAACACCGCAUCGAACCUUCCUGAGUCGCUUUUCGAUCGACUAAUCUACACGCGACUGGACUUGGCCUUUGUACUGUUGCAGAAGCUCGUAACCGUAAAGUCAACGGAGGACGAGACCAAAGCGAUCCUUCCUAUCGCCUGGGAGACUAUGCGGAAGUCUGGCCAGGACUUUGAGAUUGCCUUUGUUGGAGAAAACGCUGAUUAUUACCGCGCUCUUACCAAGAUCCUGUUCCUCUCUCUCCAACCGCAUAUUUCAGACUCACCUCCAUUCAUGGGCAGCGACUCUACAAGAUCUACCAGGACCAAACCGAGCGCAAAUGGUUCCCCCUCCAUCGUGCCAAUGUUACUAGAAAUUCUCAGCAAAGUAGUCGCCCAAGGCUUCCGCUCCCUCGCAACUCAAGUCCACGAAGACUCCCGGAGCUGCUCGCCCUCCGACUUCGUCCUCCUCACCGCACUCCUUCAAUCCAUCCUCCGAGUCCCAGGCAUGCGAACUUUCCACUCCCAGAUCGCACUCCAGUUCUCCGCAACCAACACCAGCCGCUACGCGACAAGCCUCUUCUCCUGGUCGGACCAGCUUGCCAUCGACCGCGACCCCAUCUACGGCGAACUGAGCAUCCUGUUCCUCCUUGAGCUCUCCAGCAUGGAAGUCAUGGCCGAGAACCUCGCUGUUGAUGGCGUGUUGGCGCAGCUUAGCACCGCGAACCUCGUUAAGUACUUCCAGCGGCCGAAUGGCAUGGGUCCCUUCGAUGAACCGGCGCGCCUCUUCUCGAUCUGGACGCGUGGUGUAUUGCCUCUCUGCCUGAACCUGUUACUCGCCGUGCAAGUCCCCGUCGCGGCCGAAGUCGCGGCAUUCCUGAACCAGUUCCCAAACCAGCUGGCACGCGCAGCCGCAGACCUGAGCGGCAAACCCCCUCCCUCAAGAAAGGGUUCUCACACGGGUCACAUCACGCUGGGCCUAGCAUCCGAGACGCACUCGCUCGCGCUGAUCGCGCUGGUGAUUGAGCAGAUGCGCGCCGCGCCUGGCGUAGCGGCGGGGGAAAUCCUACAGUUAAGAUGGGAUAAGGCGGGUGUGAAGGAGGAUGUGGAGGGGUGGCUGCAGGGGAGACGAGGACUGAGAGAUAGGAUCACGCCGACGAAUGAGCGAGAGGUGGAACUACAGAGGAUGAGGCCUGUGGAUGAGAAGGCGAUGGCGGAGAAUAGGCUUGAGGAGAGGGUUGUGGUGGAGCUGCUGGGGGCGCUGGAGUGUUUAAAUGGGGGAAACGGUGGGGUGUGA